AUGUUUACGGCAACGAGUGAUGGGCCCCCUUUGUGUUUUCUUGUUCGUUUGCAUGAAAAGGAUGAAGUAACUAUAUUAAGGUCCACUGUCUACCCUUGGUUAUGUUUGAGAAUUGGAAAUGGCCAAACCUGUCGGUUUUGGAGCGAUAAUUGGAGUCCGUUUGGUUGCAUCUCUGACUUCUUGAACCUUCCUCCAUCCUCUCGUCUGGGAAUCUCAAGAACCGCUACUCUGUCAGACCUGAAUGAGAAUGGAAAUUGGCUGCUUCAUGCAGCAAGAUCGGAGGAGCAAGUUCAGAUUCAAGUAUACUUAUCAAGAUACUUAUCAACUAUCUUUCUCUCGGAGGAGGAAGACCAGUAUGAGUGGAUAAUCGAUGGUUCAAGGAGCACUACUUUUUCGACAGGAGCAGUCUACAGAGAGCUUAAACAUCACAAUCCGGUGGUGAGUUGGAGCAAGACAGUGUGGUGUCCAAGGGGUACCCCUAAACACAGCUUCCUUGCGUGGCUGUUUGUCCUGAACCGCUGCCCCACUAGAGACCGCCUGCUAUCCUGGGGGCUUAAUACACUCUCUUCCUGCCUUCUCUGCAACUCCGCUGACAAAAGCCACUCUCUCUGCUCUUCAACAUCUGUCGGGACCGAGACAUGCAAAACUCCUAGUUCUCUUCGCGUGGCAGUGCACCAUCUAUCUCAUCUGGUCAGAAAGGAACGCUCGGUUGCAUAUAAGCAUCUAUCAGCCUCCAGACUCAAUCAUCUCCUCCAUUGCAGCUUACAUCAAAACAAAAAUAGCGGCGAUCAUCUUCAAUCUUCCAAUUCUGGUAUCGGUGAUCUCUAUCUUUCUGACUUCCUACUGGAUCAAAAUAUUUCCCACUUGAGCUUUUCUAAAUUGUGGUUCAAUUAUAUGGAACUAUGGAUUUGUGUUUGUAUUAAUGGACAAGGUCCACGAAACUGUCCGCUGGACCGAAGUCUUUUGUAAUUUGCUUUAUGUUUUAAAUAGAACUAGAUAUU
Brassica napus (rape) is the source of this 1001-nucleotide messenger RNA. RefSeq lists its product as uncharacterized. The transcript is spliced from 3 exons. NCBI's taxonomy places the organism in Eukaryota, Viridiplantae, Streptophyta, Magnoliopsida, Brassicales, Brassicaceae. The record is from RefSeq and is a predicted model, not a curated record. The coding region runs from base 1 to 969 and encodes 322 amino acids.